Vigna radiata var. radiata (mung bean) is the source of this 1398-nucleotide messenger RNA. Its product is annotated as NEP1-interacting protein 1. Bases 476 to 1174 code for a protein of 232 amino acids. The transcript is spliced from 5 exons. The record is from RefSeq and is a predicted model, not a curated record. NCBI's taxonomy places the organism in Eukaryota, Viridiplantae, Streptophyta, Magnoliopsida, Fabales, Fabaceae.
ACUCCAAGUCUAAGCUUCAAACCGAAACAUAAACGAGUGAUGGAAAAAUCAAAAAACCAAACUAAAUUCUCGUGACUCUUCGUGGUUGGUUUGCCACGCUCUUCUCUUUUAUCACCGUCCCGUGUCAUCUGAAAGCGAUUUUUUUUAAAAUUAAUUUAGAUUAAGCCCAAAAAAUUAGCCAUAAAGAUAUAAAGAGAGGGAAAGGGUCGCGUUAAAGGCACCCAAGUUUUAAAUGCGAGUUGGUUGAUUGCACCUUCUUUCAAUCUUCUUUCAUGCUUGUAGACUAAGCAUUGCACAAGAGCGCGUCUUUUAUUCUUAUCGUUAUUAUUGUUCAUCUUGUAAAUGUUAACAUAUAUAUUAAUUUAACUUCUCCUUAAACCCGAAUCUGGUGACAUCAGACCCUACCCUUUUGCUUCUUUUUUCCUUUCUCCCUUUCAAUUUGUAUCCAAUCCCUUCAAUUUUCUCACACACCCAGAUGGAGUUUGAGCCAAAUCCCUGUCCUUUGCGUUCGUCUUCGCUCGGGAAUCUCGUCGAGAGGGUUAAGCAGCUUGGUACCCUCGCCGUCUCCGCCGUCAUUGGGAACAUCUUCUCUGCGAUCUUGACCUUCUGCUUUGCAUUAGUGGGAACUUUGUUGGGGGCCUUGACUGGAGCUUUGAUAGGACAAGAAACCGAGAGUGGCUUCAUUCGAGGGGCUGCUGUUGGAGCCAUAUCAGGAGCUGUAUUUUCCAUUGAAGUGUUUGAAUCGUCUCUUGUUCUUUGGCAAUCUGACGAAUCUGGAAUUGGCUGCGUGUUAUAUUUGAUUGAUGUUAUCGCCAGCUUACUGAGUGGGAGACUUGUGCGUGAGAGGAUAGGUCCAGCCAUGUUGAGUGCUGUUCAAAAUCAGAUGGGUGCUGUCGAAACCAGCUUUGAUGAGGUUCAAAACAUCUUUGACACCGGUGGUGCCAAAGGUUUGUCUGGAGAUUUGGUUGAAAAAAUCCCAAAAAUAAAAAUUACAACUGACAACAAUAUUGAUGCAUCUGGUGACAGAGUUUCUUGUUCAGUUUGCCUGCAGGACUUUCAGCUUGGAGAAACAGUAAGAAGCUUACCUCAUUGCCAUCACAUGUUUCACCUUCCUUGCAUAGAUAAGUGGCUCUUUAGACAUGGUUCUUGCCCAUUAUGCAGAAGGGAUCUGUAAUUUUGUAUAUGCAUAGACCGCUAAAAAAGUCCUUUUUUUUGGUUUUUGUUUAUACGCUCAUUUCAUUCUAGGACUUACAUCUAGUGGGAGCCAUUGCAGUUUGAGUGGUUUCAUUGUACUAAAUUAGUGUAAAGAAAAUUUUGAGAUAAAACACUUUCCACUUGUUGUAUAUGGAUGAGUUAUUGACCCUUUUCUCAGCCAUUGUCCACUUUUUUCCUGUCUUA